CGCCUGUUGCCGAACUUGGAUAUAUGCAAGAUAUAUGCAGCAUGCUUGCUACGUCACUUGAAGAGGUAGGGUUGCUCCCACAGUUCUCGAACAAUAUUCAACGUUGUCUAAUCAAGACAAUGAUAUAAAUACCCCCUUCCAUCUCCUCAUCGAUUUUCGUUCAAACGGGCCGGAUUUUUGUCAAUUGUAUCUUCGACAGAAAUUCAAUACUAAACUUUUCAAUCCGGAACCCUUACAUAUUACGAACGCGCAAUGAUCAGAGCCACCCUUUUACGCAGAGCUGUCACCGUGAGAAUUGUUUCUCAACCUUCUCGCCGUUGUCUCUCGGCUUCGUUGGUUACUUCUAAGAGUAUUUUUGCCCAAGCCAAGGCUAAGUUGGAAGAGCUCAAUAGAUCGGCUGCUGAUGUUGCCGUUGACGGUAUCCAAGCCACUGAAAACGUCACCGACAAGAUCAAGGACACUGUGAUCGAUUCCGCUAUUCCAACAUCAGCCAAGGAAUUGAAGGAUGCCGCCCAUAAGGCUUCUAAGAUUGCCUCCCAUUUGGCCUCCGAAGGCCUUGAAGCUUCCCAAAAGCUCGCUGAGAAGGCUAAGGUAAAGAUGGAAGAAACCGACUUUUCUUCCAGAGCCGAAGAGUUAAAGGAAGCUGCCGGUACUGCUGCCGGUAAGAUAAGUGAAGCUGCAUCUGCUGCCAAGGAGAAGUUAGAAAACUCUGACAUUCCAACCACCAAGGAAGAAUUGAAGAAAGCUGCAUCUGAUGCUGCUGAUAAGGCCAAGACUGUUGCUAGGGAUAUCGAGGAGAACGUUAAAGAAGCUAAGGAAGCCGCUUCUGAAAAGGUUGAAGAGGCUACUGAAAAGACAAAGGACGCUGCUUCCAGAGCUACGUCCGAGGCCAAGGAGCUCAAGAAAGAUGUCGCUGAAAAGACUGCGGAAGCAAAAGAAGCAGCUUCUGAAAAGGCCGAAGAGGUCUCUGACAAGGCUGAGAAGGCCACCAAGAAGGCUGGGUCCAAGGCUGACGAGAUAAAGAAGGAUGUUACUGACAAGGCCGAAAAGGCCAAGAAAGGUGUUGCCGACAAGGCCGAAAAGGCUGCCGAUUCUAUCAAGAAAGUCGCCAAGGACGUUGAGAGAAAGACAAAAUGAUCGUACAAUGCCUUCAGAUGACCAGAUCUUUCAGUAGUGCUACUCUAUAUCGCCCACAAAAUAUAGAUAAUUUCGCUUUAAGCUUGGCCAAUUGCUAAAUUUCUGGGAGUUACGUUGUCCAGUUAAUUAAUUCUCACUAUCAUAUCUAUUCUAAUACAUCUUUUGUGCGC
Molecule: messenger RNA, 1307 nt
Organism: Babjeviella inositovora NRRL Y-12698
Lineage: Eukaryota; Fungi; Ascomycota; Pichiomycetes; Serinales
Exons: 1
Coding region: 253-1137 (294 amino acids)
Source: RefSeq, a predicted model, not a curated record